Messenger RNA from Trachymyrmex septentrionalis, 6901 nucleotides. RefSeq lists its product as uncharacterized. The record is from RefSeq and is a predicted model, not a curated record. Gene Ontology annotation, molecular function: protein binding. The coding region runs from base 260 to 6859 and encodes 2199 amino acids. The transcript has 12 exons. NCBI's taxonomy places the organism in Eukaryota, Metazoa, Arthropoda, Insecta, Hymenoptera, Formicidae.
ACGGCCUCUCUCAAGUUUUUCUGUGCUCGUGUUUUCGUGAUGAUAAUAAAUUUAUGAGUCUAUUCGUCUCGCCGCGAUCUUUUGACCGUAGUAGAUCACACUCAGGAUAAACUAGAAGACUUUUCUGACACCUCGCCGUAAUAAUGUGCGAGCUAAUUAAAAUGGAUAGUUGAACGCAAUGAUGACAGAUGAUGCGAACUGACGUGCCGGUAGAUCGAAAUAUGAGAGGCAAAUAAAUAUGAGUCAGUAAAUAUGCCUCAUGGCUGGAGGCAGGAACAACAGCGAGCAAAAUGGAAAUUUAGACAAAAUACAUCAGUGGCGAUGCCACAAUAGUAAUUUUUCUAGAACGCUUGAACUGUCUCUGAGUGAUGAAUUCAAGAAACGGAAGAGUGCGGAACAACAUCGCACUAUUGUCAAAAAUAUUAGCCUCUUGCAAGAUAGUAUUCUGAGAAUAUUUACGGAUUCCUUGCAUUGUGAUCUGAAUAUAAUAUAUGGUUACAAAAUAAUACAUAUAAAUGAGUGUAUUGUUAGAACAAGAUCGCCAUACUUGUAUCAAGUUCUCAAACCUUAUUUCGUUUACACUAACAAAACGAUCCAUUGCAUUCUUGAUAAAGCCGAACUUUUUCAUCAGAUUGAAAGUUUUAUAAGGCUUCUGUACAGUAACCUGGACUUUACUCAAGAAGAACAAUUGUUGGUGAAAAUAAUUUUGAGUACAAAUUAUAAAUGUCAAUCUUUAAAUGAAUUUAAUAUCAAUACAUAUUAUAAUAAUAGGAUAUGCGAGAAGUGUCUGACGUUGAAUUGUAACAUACAUCAGCAUUUUCAGGAUUAUGCUAUAGCGAAUGCAAGUCCUGCUGCAUCAGAAAUGGCUGACUCUGGUUUGGAGACAGGUUCAAUAAGUCCACACGAUAAUACGACAUCAGAGAAUUCGAGCACGGACUUGACACAAGCGGCAGAAUAUGCUUCUGCUAAUGAUGAUGAUGAUUUGAAUCGAAUAUGUGCUGAGCAAAUACGCAACAAGAGCGAUCAUAAGACACUUUCGUUAUACAAUGAUCACUGCAAGUCACUCAAUAAUAGUAAUUAUCAUGAAAAGAACACAAUCCAAUCAGUGUCGAAUGAUCAUAGUAUAGCAUACUCAUCUCUAGAAACAGAUCAUCAGCUUACAGACAGGACGGAAAACGUUCAGGAGAAGCUAAAUGCCGAAGAGAUUCUUCAGUACGAAAGUCGUAUGUUAAAUGAACCAUUCUAUGAAUCGGAUUGUGGCAGCGAUGAAAACGAAUCUUUUGAAUUUAUCGAGCCCAUUUCUUUUGCGAUUGAUAAAGAAAUUUCUACAAAGUGUAAAUUAGAAUGGAAAACACAGUCUGAGACCGAGGACUCGAAAAGCAUAACAGCUGAAACGAGCGGAGAAUCCGAUCAUUCUCGUUUGACCAAUGCAACUAGUCGUAACAAUUCUUCCACAAGCGGUUAUUACUUUAUCGAUGCAUCUACUUUGAAUGACGAAGUGGAUAUUGUGUCUACUAAUGUAACAAAGAACCAGUACGGCAAUGAUAGUACAUCAUCAUAUUUAACAUUUUCCUCAAAUUAUACGGAUUGUACGGUGAACAAAUCAGCUAAUGCAGUAGAAGAACAAUCGUGUAAGUUUACACCACUUAAGACAUCGUCUUUACAGACUGGUCAUGAACGAGUGGCAGAAUUUGAAAGAGAAUUGAAACUCACCGAAUACUUGCAACCAUUCCCAGAAUCGCGUAAAAUAAAACGGAUAGAGGCAUCAGAUUCUGCAUCAGAGGAAAAGAUAGAGACGAAUAAACCGACAGAGAAAGAGUCAUUGGCUGUAGAGAUCAAAGAGGCGGACAGUGGGGAGAGCGCACAUCCUUCCCCGUGUCCUGAUAAUAAUACGAAAUUAAAUAAUCAAGAAGAGAAAACAGAAACGUCAAAUAUAAAUAAACACGAGACAACAGGAAAUGAAAAUGAGAAAGUCACGAGUGCCACUGACGACAAGCGACCAUCGCUUAUCAGAAGAAAUACGUUCGAACUUGAUUCUACCGAUGAGAAAUUAUCUGUUUUGAGACAAGAGUAUGAACGUAUGCAAGGUAGCCUUGUUUUUCAAAGCGCCAUUCCACAAUACUCUGGACACCGUGUAGACGGAGAUUCCAUUUGCAACGUACCUUCCGAUUCUGUAGUUCCUUCGAUUACUGAACCAUCGAUUACGUUUACACCUGAUGUACAAAUCGCCAUUAAUACUCAGCAUUCGAUGUCAUAUUUAUUAGACAGUCGUGAGUAUGAGAUUAAUCAAACGCAAACACAAACCAAUUAUUUACGAUCCAGUCUCAGUAAGUCUUGCGCGGUUUAUCCAGUUAUUAAAAGUGCCAGCGACAAAUCUAUCAUGAAUUGUAGCAUGGAUUCGGACGAUGCAUCGAAUCAUUGUAGUAAUAGCUUGCCAAUUACCUUAGACUCUAUCUUAGAGAAAGGUGAUCGAACGGGGUCUGUAAAGAGAAAUAAACGAGAUGAAGCUACUCCGAUCAUUUCUGGUGGUGUUAGCACUUCGGAUUAUUCGAAAUCUUCCGAUAGUCCUACAGUGCGACGCAAAACAGAAUCCACACCAAUUGUGUCGGGUGGCUCCGUGAUCAUGAACAAACCUGAAAUCAAAAUUAAAUCCUCUAGAAUGUCUUCCUCUAUGACUGCCUGGAUAGUUGACAUGAGUGAUUGUAAUAAGGAAGAAUCCAAAUCUCAAAACAAUUCACGAAGCAUGUCACAAAGCUUUUCCACUUCCGAAAGAAAACUCAAACAAAAGUCGAGUAAUUGUGAAAAACAUGGUAGUUUAGGUUUUUUUGUCAACCUAAAGGAUGUGAACGAUGAUGAACCCAACAAACGUGAUCACUCACUUGAGAGGAAGGAACAUGAUAGUAACGACAAACCUUAUUGCGAAUUUUAUGUAGAUAUUUCUGACAAGAAUAAUAGUGGUAAAAUCAAGUCAUCCGAGAAACAAAACGCAGACGCGAAAAACAAUAUUUCUAACGAAGGUGAGAAGAAAAACAUCUUUUCAAUGUUUAUCAAUUUGAAUGAUACGCGCGAGACUGGAGAUACUGUAGUUAUAGCUCCGACGCAUAGGCGAAGCUUUUCGACUAUACCUAAUAAGUUAACGGAUAUUAAGACAGAUGAUAGUAGCUCUAGAGAUAACAGUAACGCAGGAGAUAACCAGUUGCCGCAAGAACAAAAGAAAGAAAAAACGAAGCCUAGCGUCUUUAUGUUUAUAGAAUCCGAUUCUCCCGUGGUGAGAAGACGGACGCUGUCUACUUCGCGACCAACGCUUAAGCGGCACUCGUGGAAUGUUGAUAAAACGCUACCGAUAAAUAAUAGUAAUGGCUGCGUAGCAAAAGAGCUUAUGUUUAGAAGAGAACACAAACGUGCACACAGUAUAUCGAUGGAUAGUCGUGGCAUUACAAAACAAUCCCAAACUAAGACGAGUUCGUCUAGUCACUCGCUAAGCGAUGCGACUAAAGCGGAUUCUUACAACCAUAAAAGUUUUAAGACACUACAGGAACGUGAGAACAACUCAAACAAUAUGGACACAUCGUCCGAGGAUGUAUUCGAAUUUGACGUAAAGGAUACUCCACCAAAUUCUCAUGUUGAGAUCGCAAAUGAACAACUGCGCGUGAAUCAUCACGAAUACAAAAAUAUAAUUUCCGGUCAAAUGGAGAAUUUGGAAAUCAAUGAGGUGAAAGCGUAUGAGGAUGAUCUUUCGGAGAUCUCUGCUUGGGAAAAGACUUGUACAGAGAGCACAGAAGGUCACACUCGUAAAAGUGAAACAUUUGAUAUCAGCAGUGGCAGCGGGCCUUCCCCAGAUAGUGAUAACCAUUAUUACGAAUUUACUGAUUUACUAAAGUCAGGUGUUAAUGAUAGAUCGCAACUAGUUGCUGCAACAGGAAAUAGCAGUAAGAUAUCGGAAACUUGCAAAUCAUUGAGUGAAACUAUAAAAAAAAUCGAAUGCGAAUUGAAGGAGCCAGAAUAUAACGAUGCAGAUCGCACAUACGAUUGCCAUGUGUUGAAGAAAACCGAGAAGUUAUCCAGUCGUAAUUUAAACAAUUUGCAUUCAGAUUCUGAUAAAACAAAUACUUCCAAUUUUGUACGUCUGUCGGAUUUGGAUAAAACGCCAACGGCUAAUCAUGCGUCGGAUAUGCUAACAGUGAAGGAUGACAGAAGCACGUAUCGUAUGAGCAACAGUAUUCCGGAAACAUCGUGGAUAGAGAGCAAAUUGACGAUAACAAGGAAUAGUGGCCCAAUUAAACCAGUUUCUAAGAAGCUCGCUUCCGUUAUGAGCACGUCGCUUCCAUCCAAACAAAAGUCUCCAUUAGAAGAUUUGACCGGUGAUUGCGAAGCCGAAGGGAUUAUUUCCGAAUCUGAUCUUAGCAGCAUGCAAAGCAGUAUGGGACGUUCUGGAGCGGAAGGUAGCACGGAAGAAACUGAAACAUCAAGCAUAGCUGGUGCAAAACCAUACAAUAGACUAGGUGAGGAUUUGUUAAGGAUGUUUUUGGAAGAAAUCAAUCCUGAUGUUACAAUAGAUGUAGCUGGCCAGCAUAUAAGAGCACAUAAAUGUAUAUUAAGUUCUCGUUGCCAAUAUUUUGCCGCAAUUUUAAGUGGCGGAUGGAUCGAAAGUGCGGGCAAUGUUAUUUCUCUACAAGGGUAUUCCUAUAAUGCAGUUCAUUUUGCAUUAUGUCAUAUCUACAGUGGAGAAAGUAAUAUACCGGAUUCUAUAAGUAUUGUUGAACUAGCUACAUUAGCAGAUAUGUUGUGUUUAGAAGGUCUUAAAGAAGUUAUAGGAUAUACACUUAAGCUGAAGUAUUGUCACCUGUUUCAUAAGCCUUGCCAAAUAUGUGCCGUUGGAGUAUUGGAAUGUAUGCCAUUGGCAGCAGCAUACGGUCUGGAUGAAGUAUAUCGAAAAUCACUUAGGUGGAUUACAAAGUACUUUGUACGAAUAUGGCCAUGCAAAGCAUUCGCGACUCUUCCAAGAGAACUUAUGGAAAAAUGUUAUCAUCAGCAUAUAGUGCAUAUGUCUAUCGACAAUGUGCUUCAAACUAUGAUGGAUUGUGAUAAACUACUAGCAACCUUACCGAAUGUACGAUGGGCAGAACCGGUAUUUCGGAUGGUAUCAAAUCUGUUAGAGACAUCAAUAAAAUUUCUGUCGGAAAAUUUCGCAGGUGUUUUAGGAAACGACAAUUUUCAAUCACUUGGUCGCGAGCUAACAUGGAACAUCAGCCGUUUAGAAGAUCAUUUUAUAGCAGCUGUUGAACAGUUGUCGCCCGAACAAGCAUGCAAAAGUUAUUCGAAAUUGUAUAAGAUGUUACUCACGUCACAAACAGAUGAUUUUCAAUGUAAGAUUAAGUGGGGACCGCUUUUCAUCGAUUUUCUGCACAAGCUUCAAAGCCGUGUGGAAAAAUGCUUAGUGCGUGAUGCCGCACGUGCUGCAAGAACCAUCACAUGGCUGAAAAUGGACCUGGAACUUCGCAGGAGAAUACAAGAGCUAGCUUGUCUCGUAAUCUUGCCUCAUGAGACCUCAAAACGUUUAUCUAGACAUCCAAACUUUUUAAAAGAUUCUCAUGCACCGCCAAAUCGUUCAACCAUAAGUCGUAGCUUGGAUUUGAAACGUGUAAAAAUGGCGAUUUCGGAGCAUAAUGACAAAACCUUAAAGCAAACGUCAUCAGCCAAGCAAACUAAGAAAAUUUUAUGUAAGCCAAAAACAGAUCCGCUUGAGCGUAAAAUGCAGGAAGAUAAACAAAUUAUCUGUGAAACCGUCAGACCAAAAUCGUGGCCUAAUAAAAUAGAGGUAAAAUCAAGAUAUUUAGAGCCAAAAAAUAAACUUGUCCCAAAGGAAAACAUUUCCAUACAUCAUGAUAAAAUUGUGCAACAAAGACGUAAAAUUAUGAUUUCCUCGUCUGAUUCAUCACGCACUUCCAGUCCUGCGAUGAAGCGUGCGACAGAUAAAAAACCACUAUCCAAGAUGAAGUUACCAGUUAAAAAAGAUAUAAAAGCCCUUUCAUCAGACAGCUUAACAGAAGCAAACACGAGCCAAACUGGCAAUAAGGAUUUGAUCAGUAAAAGCUGCGCUAUCACUAGACCAGAAUCACCUUCUUUAAAACAAAAAAGCACUGAAAUAGGUUUAUCGAUCGAUUCUUUGGAGACUAAGAAUAAGCCAAUUACUGUUAAAAAGAAAGUUAAUAAGAUGGAUACAUCUAUGUCCACCGACAGUCUUAUGACGGAGAUAACGACAACUCCAAAAUCUACUGUGUCCCACAAAUUGUCGCCUACUUUAGUAAAAGUGAACAAAACACAAACUUAUGAAAGAAUAAAAAAAAGCUCGCCACCAACACAGCAGAGGAGUCCAUUGACGAUUACUAAAAGACUUCCGAGGUCGUUGGAAAAUUCUACUGCCGCCAGUCGCAGUAGAGCUGCUGCUAUCAGCAGCACGUAUCACGGUUCACCGAGUUUACGCAGAAGUUUAUUAGAUGCUGCAAGGACACCGGAUGUCCCCAGUAAACCGGUGAAUACAGUAGCUCCUUUCAGGACACGACAGACAAAUAUUCCUCCCAUUACAAAGAGAGAAAAAAAAGAAAUUCAAAAUCCGCAGAGUUCUGAUAGUUCUAGCAAGAAAUCCUCUCCAAAAUCUAACAUUAGCAGUAAGAUGAGCAAGACAGUUAUCGCCGGCAAAAGAAUUAUCGGUGGGAAAGCUGAUGAAAAGAUCAAAAAGUGUCACAAUAUGGAGACGCAAAGGCAACCUACAGUAGGUUCAAGAUCUGGAACAUUCCUCAAAGAUGAACCUACGAUACUUAAGAAAGGGGACAUUAAAUCAUCGCAAAUUAAUAUUUAAUGCUAUUAAUGGUUGGAGAAUUAUAUCAGAUAGGAUGCAUUG